UCACGAACAGCUCCGGGACAGAGUUUUUUCCCGUACUUAAAGAAAAACUCGGAGUUCCCCCCCUCGCUCUGCUCCGCCGCCACAAUCUCGAGUGACUCAUCACCGGCAAUCUCGAAGCCGGCGAAGGGAGGCGCCGCAGCGCUCCUCAUCCCUCUGCCCUCUACUGGCACUGGACCGGCGCGGAGGUUGUUUCUUGGGUCGAUUUUGUCUUCCCCUGGUGAUUAUCUGUGGCAUGGCAAGGAAGCCUUCAGCUUCUCUCGCCUUGUAUUUUCGUAAAUGAUGUCCAUCCUUCUGAAGGGCACAAUUAUUCAAAAAUUAUCCAAGUGGUCAUGGAGAAGUGAAUCAGCACUUUCGACAAAUCUACUUGCUGAAAUUCCGCCUGAGAUAGAGUUAUCCGACUACCAGAGAUUACUGAGCUCUGAUUGUGAGAGCCCAACAGGACUAAUCCAUGGGGAAGACUUAAAGGCUGAGCUAAUUCUUGACUUGGACAUUUUCUUUGAGAGACUUUAUGAAUAUUUCUGUGCAAAGGGUUUAAGAUGCAUCAUCACCAAGUGGAUAAUUGAGAUCCUUAAUGUUAUCUUUAUGGUAUGUGCUAUUGGUUUUUUCUUCUUGUUUGUUGAUUGGGGUGCCCUCAGCCAUUUGAAAUGUGGAGUAGAAGCACUUGAGUUAGGGGAGAAACCAUGUGAUCCGAUGAAAGUCAUUAAGAAUGACCCAUUAGUUCCGUUCACAUUUGUGAAGAUGAUCACUAUUGGAUCGAUGGCUAUAUUAACGACUUAUGGAAUUAUUAUCUUUAUGAAGUUCUUUGUAAAAUUGAGAAGCACAAUCAGUGUUCGUGACUUCUACUAUAACAGCCUCAAAGUCACUGAUCUGGAGAUUCAAACUAUAUCAUGGCCCAAAGUAGUUGAGAAGGUUGUCCUUCUCCAGAAGUCACAACAACUUUGUGUUGUUAAGGAUCUUUCGGAACAUGAUAUCAUCAUGAGAAUAAUGCGGAAAGAGAACUAUUUGAUUGGGAUGGUUAAUAAAGGCAUCAUUGCAUUCCCGUUUCCCUGUUGGCUGCCUGGAGUUGGUCCAACUGUUAGUUCUCGUAUCCAUGCAAGGAAAAGCUAUCUGAUGCUUCCAAAGACCCUAGAGUGGACAUUAAAUUGGUGCAUCUUCCAGAGCAUGUUCGAUAGUAAAUUUUGUGUCAGAAAAGAUUUUUUAACAAGCCCAUCCAUCUUGAAAAAGCGACUUGUAUUUUUGGGUAUUGCAAUGUUUUUUCUGUCACCCUGCCUUGUCAUCUUCCCACUGGUAUACAUGUUUUUGAGACAUGCUGAAGAAUUCUACAAUCACCCCAGUACAGCAUCAUCUCGAAGAUGGUCAAAUUUAUCAAGGUGGAUUUUGCGGGAGUACAAUGAGGUUGAGCAUUUCUUCAGACAUAGGAUGAACAACUGCACUGUUCAGUCAGUGAAUUAUUUAAAGCAGUUUCCAACUCCAUUAAUAUCUAUUAUUGCAAAAUUUAUAUCAUUUGUAUCUGGUGGCUUGGCUGGAAUUCUUCUCAUUCUUGGAGUCCUUGGUGAAUCUAUCCUUGAGGGUCAUGUUUUUGGCCGAAAUCUUUUCUGGUAUACUGUUGUUUUCGGAACCAUAGCAGCUGUAAGUCGAAAAGUUGUGGCAGAUGAGCUUCAAGUGAUUGACCCAGAAGGAGCCAUGUCUCUUGUUGUUCAACAGACACAUUACAUGCCGAAGAGGUGGCGUGGUAAAGAGAGCAGUGAACUUGUGCGGAAAGAGUUUGAAAUGCUGUUUCAGUAUACCAUAACAGUGCUUUUGGAAGAAAUGGCCUCUAUUUUCGUCACUCCUUACUUGCUAAUAUUUGUGAUACCAAAGCGUGCCAAUGAUAUUCUGCGCUUCAUUUCGGAGUUCACAGUUUACGUAGAUGGAGUGGGAGAUGUAUGCAGUUUAAGCUUGUUUGACUUCCGAAGACAUGGAAAUAGAAACUAUGGUUCACCACUUGAUGCAGCAAGGGACGUGAGGAGCUCCCAAGGGAAAAUGGAGAAAUCGUUAUUGAGUUUUCAAAGCACCUAUACAUCAUGGGAGCCAAAUCCAGAUGGCAAGCGGUUUUUGUGCAACCUUCAGAGAUUCAAGGAAAAGCAAAUCCGUAAAUAUACUUUUCAAGCAAUGGAAGAUUCACAACUUGGGUCAAGUAUGAGACGUCAAAGUAGCAAUAUUUUCCAUCAGCUGCUCCCCAGGGAUAUUCAUCCUGGCAAUGGGAUUAUUUAUAACUAUAGUCCUUUCGGACUGCUUGACACAGAUCAAAGAGCUUAUCCAUAUAUCCUGGACUGGUAUUACACAUGUUACUCAGAACACUCGGAUAGGGAGGCCGGAUUAUCUUCCCACCAUGAUGAAACAUCCCCUGAGCCAAGGGAUGAUAUAUGGCCACCUCUGAGCAAAUCAUUAACAGAGAUUGAAGAGGAGCAAAUCUGGGAUUUUAAUUUGUUUGAAAGAGCUCGAAGCCACUUGGAGGCAUCAACAUCAAGUGCAUUCUUUCAGCGUGCCGCCUUCAAGGGCCAGGGCAGGGAACAAAAUUCUACAAGCCGCCAUUGGUGGGCCCAGGUAUCUACACGGCCAACUGAUCCACGUGACAGUUUUAUUGAGCCUCCAGACUUUGCAAAUCACUACACAUCUGGUCAUUAUUCCAGCCAGCACAGCGAUGGGGCGCUGAACUCUGCACAUCCUACUGGUCCACGAGACAGCUUCCUUGAGCCUCCGAACUUUGGAAACCAUUAUGUAUCUGACUGUCAUUCCAGCCAUCGCAGCAGUGACGCGUCGGAAGGACACAUAGAGCUCAAUCAGAGCGAUACCAGAAGCCACAGUAGUUGGAGAAGCCCCCAGGCCCUGUCCAAGACAAGGUACAUCGGUGAUGACCUUGACCUAGAGAAAUGCCUGAGUUUCCAUUUUGGUGAUGUCCCCAAGGAUGACAAAAAUGAAGACGAAGAUGAUGGUCAUGGCGUAGUCGAUGUUUGUAGCUCUAUGCCGGGCAGCCUUCAAGUACGGAUUAUACCUAGAAGCAGUGACCCUAUAUAGUAUGAAAAAAAAACACAUAAAAAAGGGACAAUUCCUCUUAUGCUAGUGAAAAUUCAUCAAUUCCCUUAUAUGCUACUCUAUAUCAUUGACACAUCAAGGGAAUUCAUGAAUUCUCAGUGCCAAGUGGUACUUGUCCAGGGACACCACCAGUGAUCUCAAUUACAUUAGAAACAAAGGAUGCAUAUGUUAGUUUAUAGUGAUCUGGCAAAGGCCAACAAAUUAUUUUGUACAGAUGAAUUACUUACCUGAUAGAUAGUCUUGUUCUCCCCUUGGUAAGAGAAUGAGGGGAUACCAUUCUUUUUUAUAGCA
This is a messenger RNA of Phragmites australis (common reed), 3366 nucleotides long. RefSeq names its product autophagy-related protein 9-like. Gene Ontology annotation, cellular component: autophagosome; phagophore assembly site. The record is from RefSeq and is a predicted model, not a curated record. The transcript is spliced from 10 exons. Lineage: Eukaryota; Viridiplantae; Streptophyta; Magnoliopsida; Poales; Poaceae. The coding region runs from base 277 to 3057 and encodes 926 amino acids. Gene Ontology annotation, biological process: protein localization to phagophore assembly site; autophagy of mitochondrion.